Molecule: messenger RNA, 965 nt
Organism: Ananas comosus (pineapple)
Lineage: Eukaryota; Viridiplantae; Streptophyta; Magnoliopsida; Poales; Bromeliaceae
Product: AP-1 complex subunit sigma-1
Exons: 8
Coding region: 286-771 (161 amino acids)
Biological process (GO): vesicle-mediated transport; intracellular protein transport
Cellular component (GO): intracellular membrane-bounded organelle; AP-1 adaptor complex; membrane coat
Molecular function (GO): clathrin-cargo adaptor activity
Source: RefSeq, a predicted model, not a curated record
AAGUCGAGUAUGUGGAAAAUUUCUUCGUCCUCGUCACGCUCCCAAUUCCGUAUUCGACGAUCCCCCCCAACAGCGACGUGUAUGCGUACAUUUUCCACUCUUGUCGAUCGUUCCCUUUAUUGUUACGGGUUUUGAUUCGUGUUUAUACGGAGAUCGAGGCAUUUAACGCUGUAAAUUUCUUAGGUAGGGAGCCUCCGCUGUGUCGAAGAUAUCGUAUUUGAGAAAAAUUGCGAACAAGAGAGGAGGAGAAAGAGCGUUGGGCGAUUUGGAUUUUAUUUUCCAACCAUGAUCAAUUUCGUGCUGCUGAUCAGCAGACAAGGAAAGGUGAGACUGACAAAAUGGUACUCCACGUAUUCACAGAAGGAAAGAACAAAGGUUAUCCGGGAGCUUAGUGGAGUAAUUCUCUCACGAGGCCCGAAACUCUGCAAUUUCGUCGAGUGGAGAGGGUACAAAGUAGUGUAUAGAAGAUAUGCGAGUCUAUAUUUCUGUAUGUGCAUUGAUCCAGAUGACAAUGAGUUGGAAAUCCUUGAAAUUAUUCAUCACUUUGUUGAGAUACUGGACCGUUACUUUGGCAGUGUUUGCGAGCUGGAUUUGAUCUUCAACUUUCAUAAGGCCUACUACAUAUUGGAUGAAAUUCUGCUUGCGGGUGAACUUCAAGAGUCGAGCAAGAAAACAGUAGCACGACUUAUAGCUGCACAGGAUUCGUUGGUGGAAACUGCGAAAGAGCAGGCUAGUUCAAUAAGCAAUAUAAUUGCACAGGCUACAAAAUAGGAAACCAGGUCCUCUAUUCAACAGGUUCAUGCAUUUUCCCAACCCUCUUUUUUCUUUUUUUUUUUUCUUUUUUCUUUUUGAAAUGCAGCGUUUCCCUUUGCUGUUGAUGAUGUUGUAGUGUUCUCUUGGUACUAAAAUGUUGAGCUUGUACUCUGAAGUGCUUUCUAUAUUAAGUCUUUAUAUUUGUUCUCUCA